CUGCCUUUUUGGCAGCACAUCCAUCUCGACGAAUUCCGUAUUGCCACCCACUCCGCCUGCAGCUCCACCGGUGAAGAACGAUGCCUGCCGACCAGUGCUGCAGCGCGUCUUCCCAGCGGCUUCCACCUCGAAACGACACUGGAUGAGGCCAACACGGUCACGGCCGAGGCUGCAAGAAGAGCUGGUGAAGGACGUCUACAUCAACACAGCGCUGGCAGUGAAUCGCCACCUCCGCCAACCUCAUCUCGCAGGACGAGCUCUCAACAGUGCGGUUGCAGAGGCAGGGGCGUGAGAGCUGCGGCAACAGGGGUUGGAGACAGCGGUGAAGGAGGCGCUCACCUCGAGACAGCGCCGCCGGCCCCCGCAGCAAUCGGGGACGGCAACGAGCUCGUGAUUACAAGGGCAGGUGCAGGAUGGACUGAGGCAGAGACGAAUGCGUCGGGGACAUUCAGAUCAGAACAGCGACGUCCCGCGUCCACAGCGCCAUCGCAUCAGCACACCUGCUCAACAGUCUCCGCAGCACCAAGAAGCACACCAGCAUCGCCGGCCCCGCUCUUCUACUACCCCCAGCCUUGCCGGCACCGAGAAGCGCCAUCUUCCUUCGAUGCCCGCAGCUUCCGCAUACAAGAAGCGCAAUCACGCCUUCCUCGAUUUCCGCCGCCCACAAUGUCUCCUCUUUACAAGACGAGCCCCGCCACAUCAACGCCGCAACGUCUCUACCUUUUUGCGCUGAUGGUGAAGGAGCAGGAUGAGGAGAGCAGAAGUACUUGGGCAACACGUAGCGACUCGCCAGCCUCGCGGUGAAUUGACAACACGGCGUCUCCUAACUGUAUCUACAUUGGAGUUUUUAAAAAACUCCAUAGAAAAUCUACUAAAACCUC
Molecule: messenger RNA, 881 nt
Organism: Neohortaea acidophila
Lineage: Eukaryota; Fungi; Ascomycota; Dothideomycetes; Mycosphaerellales; Teratosphaeriaceae
Exons: 1
Coding region: 434-733 (99 amino acids)
Source: RefSeq, a predicted model, not a curated record